Molecule: messenger RNA, 387 nt
Organism: Trypanosoma grayi
Lineage: Eukaryota; Euglenozoa; Kinetoplastea; Trypanosomatida; Trypanosomatidae
Exons: 1
Coding region: 1-387 (128 amino acids)
Source: RefSeq, a predicted model, not a curated record
AUGCUAAUCCCUGGGGCCGCCCCGCGGCGUUUGGCGACGGAAGCGGUCAAGGUGGUUACAGCAGCUACAACAGCUACCACCAGCGCCCUCGUGAUGGAUAUGAUGGUAGCUACGGUGGUGGUGGUGGCCGUGGUGGUGGACGCGGUGGUGGCAUGUUUGGCGGCGGUGGAUACACACGUGGAGGUGGGUUUGGUCACGAUGGUGGUUUCGCCCGCCCUAUACAGUACCACGACGACAGUGCCUCUUAUGCGUACCACCGUGAAGAGAAGCCUGAAGAUGAGAUAUUCAAGGAGCACACACCUGGUAUUAAUUUUGACCAGUAUGAGGCAAUUAAGGUACAACUCACGCCAAACGACACCGAGCCGGCAGAAUCAUUCUCCGCCAUGA